Molecule: messenger RNA, 13686 nt
Organism: Podarcis muralis (Common wall lizard)
Lineage: Eukaryota; Metazoa; Chordata; Lepidosauria; Squamata; Lacertidae
Source: RefSeq, a predicted model, not a curated record
GAAAGGCGGGUUGGCUGGAGGCGGAGGAAAGGCAGCUGCGAAGCCGCCUUGGUCUCCGGCGCCGCGCAAAGCCGUCGCGGAUCCGGGUGCGGACGCUGCGAGCAAGCCGAAGCCGCCACGCUUGGAGCGGCUGGGUGGGUUCUCCGGGGCCGGAGCCCGCCGCUCUCGGAAAGACACCCGGCGCGGCGAUCUCGCCGCCUGCUUGCUUACAGACAGGCACCCAAAUUUCAGUUGAAGACAGUAUCCAGGGAGCCCAUCUCUUUCUCUGGGAGAUGCACACUGGCUGUUGCUAAGGUUGCUUCCACGGUAACAUGUGCAUCCUGUUUACACCUUCAUCGGAAGAAGUUGGGCUUGGCUAGGCUCACCAGCUUUACCUGGGGAACUGCAAAAGGAAGCGCUGGUAUCCCCACCCCCUUGCCAGCCCUUCCCUCUAACCCAGGAUCCUCCGUUUCCCCCAGAGGCAUUGCUUCUGGUGCCAUACAGGCCACAGAACUGGGCUGCUUUCUGCGUGGAGCUCAGAGGUUUACAUUACCUGCUCUGUUUCCGUUGAGGAAAGAAACACAGAAGUGAAAAAGUUGCAGACAACAUUUCUUGUGCUGCUCUCUGCUUGAACCAACUCUGCUUUUGUCAAGAUGACGAACAACUCUGCCGAUCACCACCCUGGGAACUCUGUGGUUGAGGGCAACCAUGAGGGGGACUUUGGUUGCUCUGUUAUGGAUCUGCGGAACCUCAUGGAACUUCGCAGUGGAGAGGCUGUGAACCGGAUAAACGACACCUAUGGGGGUGUACAUAAUAUUUGCAAGAGAUUGAAGACCUCACCAGUGGAAGGCCUCUCUGGGAACCCCGCGGAUCUGGAAAAAAGAAGGCAAGCAUUUGGCCAGAACUUCAUCCCACCCAAAAAGGCCAAAACUUUCCUGCAGUUAGUCUGGGAAGCACUUCAGGAUGUCACGUUAAUCAUCUUGGAAAUUGCAGCCAUAAUCUCCCUGGGCUUGUCUUUCUAUCACCCUCCUGGUGGCGAUAAUGAAAUGUGUGGGCAAGCAGCAGCUGGUGCAGAGGAUGAAGGUGAGGCUCAAGCUGGAUGGAUUGAAGGGGCAGCCAUCCUCUUCUCGGUCUUUAUUGUGGUGCUGGUCACGGCCUUCAAUGACUGGAGCAAAGAGAAGCAGUUCCGGGGCCUCCAGAGUCGGAUUGAACAGGAACAGAAGUUCACGGUCAUCCGGAAGGGGCAGGUUAUCCAAAUCCCCGUGGCUGAGAUUGUGGUGGGGGAUAUUGCUCAGAUCAAGUAUGGUGAUUUGUUGCCAGCAGACGGGAUCCUGAUCCAAGGCAAUGAUCUGAAAAUUGAUGAGAGCUCUCUGACUGGGGAGUCAGACCAAGUGAAGAAAUCUCUGGAUAAAGACCCCAUGCUGCUUUCUGGGACUCAUGUGAUGGAGGGCUCUGGUCGAAUGAUGGUCUCGGCUGUGGGUAUCAACUCACAAACUGGAAUCAUUUUUACUCUACUGGGUGCUGGAGAAGGGGAAGAGGAGAAGAAGGUCAAGAAAGGUAAAAAACCCGGAGCCCCCGAAAAUCGCAACAAAGCAAAAACUCAAGAUGGUGUGGCCCUGGAGAUCCAGCCACUGAAAAGCCAAGAAGGGGUGGAAAAUGAGGAGAAGGAGGAGAAGAAGAAGGUGAAGGUCCCAAAGAAGGAGAAGUCCGUGUUGCAGGGGAAACUCACCCGUUUGGCAGUUCAGAUUGGAAAAGCAGGUCUGAUUAUGUCAGCCAUCACAGUCAUUAUCCUGGUGCUGUAUUUUGUGAUUGACACCUUCGGGAUUCAAGGAAGGCAAUGGCUGGCUGACUGCACUCCCAUCUACAUCCAGUAUUUCGUCAAGUUCUUCAUCAUUGGUGUCACGGUGCUUGUGGUAGCUGUGCCUGAAGGCUUGCCUCUGGCUGUAACCAUCUCUUUGGCCUACUCUGUGAAGAAAAUGAUGAAAGAUAACAAUCUGGUUAGGCACUUGGAUGCUUGCGAGACAAUGGGCAACGCCACUGCUAUCUGCUCAGACAAGACAGGUACUCUCACCAUGAACCGUAUGACUGUGGUCCAAGCUUAUGUGGGGGACACCCACUACAGACAGAUCCCUGACCCAGAAGCCAUCCUGCCCAAGGCUCUGGACCUCAUCAUCAACGGCGUUGCAAUAAAUUCUGCUUACACCUCUAAAAUCUUGCCACCAGAGAAAGAAGGGGGCCUCCCACGUCAAGUUGGAAAUAAGACGGAAUGUGCGCUUCUGGGCUUUGUGCUGGACCUGAAGCAGGAUUAUCAAGCCGUCCGCAAUGAGGUGCCAGAGGAAAAACUCUACAAGGUGUACACCUUCAACUCGGUCCGCAAAUCCAUGAGCACGGUGCUGAAGAACCCAGAUGGGAGCUUCCGCAUGUACAGCAAAGGAGCCUCUGAGAUCCUCCUGCGCAAAUGCACAAAGAUCUUGGACAAGAAUGGGGAAUCCAGAAUAUUUAAGGUGAAGGACCGGGAUGAGAUGGUGAAGAAAGUGAUUGAGCCAAUGGCUUGUCAGGGGCUGCGUACCAUUUGCCUGGCCUAUCGGGAUUUCCCUGCUGGAGUUGAGCCUGACUGGGAUACGGAAAAUGAGAUCCUGUCUGACCUUACCUGCAUCACUGUGGUUGGCAUUGAGGACCCUGUUCGGCCGGAGGUGCCUGAUGCAAUCCUGAAGUGCCAGCGCGCUGGUAUUACUGUCCGGAUGGUUACAGGUGACAACAUCAACACAGCCCGUGCCAUUGCAACCAAGUGUGGCAUCUUGCUACCUGGGGAGGACUUCCUGUGCUUGGAAGGGAAGGAAUUCAACCGGCUGAUCCGCAACGAGAAAGGAGAGGUGGAACAAGAGCAACUGGAUAAGAUUUGGCCCAAGCUACGGGUCCUGGCACGAUCUUCACCCACAGAUAAACACACGCUUGUGAAAGGAAUUAUUGACAGUACCGUUGGAGAACGGAGGCAGGUGGUGGCUGUGACUGGGGAUGGCACCAAUGACGGCCCAGCCUUGAAGAAAGCAGACGUGGGAUUUGCUAUGGGCAUUGCUGGCACAGAUGUGGCUAAAGAGGCCUCGGAUAUCAUCCUGACAGAUGACAACUUUACAAGCAUAGUCAAGGCGGUGAUGUGGGGCCGCAACGUGUAUGACAGCAUCUCCAAAUUUCUGCAGUUCCAACUUACGGUCAACGUGGUGGCUGUGAUUGUGGCUUUCACGGGCGCUUGUAUCACGCAGGACUCUCCACUGAAGGCCGUCCAGAUGUUGUGGGUCAACUUGAUCAUGGAUACCUUUGCUUCGUUAGCCCUUGCCACAGAACCCCCAACCGAAUCCUUGCUCUUGCGCAAGCCAUAUGGCCGCAACAAGCCACUCAUUUCCCGCACCAUGAUGAAGAACAUCCUGGGGCAUGCUGUGUACCAGCUCACCAUUAUUUUCACACUGCUCUUUGCUGGUGAGAAAUUUUUUGAUAUUGACAGUGGCCGGAACGUCCCCCUCCACUCCCCACCCACUGAACACUACACCAUCGUCUUCAACACUUUUGUCAUGAUGCAACUUUUCAAUGAGAUCAAUGCUCGCAAGAUCCACGGUGAGCGGAAUGUCUUUGAGGCCAUUUUCCGGAACCCCAUCUUCUGCGCAGUGGUGCUAGGAACCUUUAUUGCCCAGAUCAUCAUUGUAGAAUUUGGUGGGAAGCCCUUCAGCUGUUCUGGACUCACCUUGAGCCAAUGGUUCUGGUGUGUUUUCAUUGGUGUUGGAGAGCUGCUUUGGGGACAGUUGAUCAGCAGCAUUCCAACCAAUCAGCUGAAGUUCCUGAAGGAGGCAGGCCAUGGCAUUAACAAGGAGGAUAUGAAUGAUGAGGAGUUCACUGAGGGUCUAGAUGAAAUCGACCAUGCUGAAAUGGAGCUGCGGCGAGGACAGAUUCUCUGGUUCCGGGGUCUCAACAGAAUACAGACUCAGAUCAAAGUGGUGAAUGCGUUCCGUAGCUCCUUGUAUGAAGGCCUCGAGAAACCCGAAUCCAGAAGCUCCAUUCAUAACUUCAUGACUCACCCAGAGUUCAUCCUGGAGGAAGACGAGCCUCGGACCCCAUUCCUUGAUGGCACUGACGAAGACCCAGAAGCUGAAGAACUCAAAAAGCAAAAUGAGGAGAGCCCAGGCGAGUCCUCACCCCUCAACAAAAAUAACAAUGCAGUGGACAGCGAUACAGCUGAGGACACCAUUCCGGAGCCAGAAAGCCCUUUACACAGCUUGGAAACAUCAGUUUGACCUCUGAACUUUGAUCCUCCUCUUUCUCCCCACCCUCCGCCCCCUCCAUGCAACUUAGGCACCAACAUCUGACCAUACACUGCAGCCACUUCCUGUUAAGUGCUAAUACAUAUAUGCCUAUUUCCUCCCUCUCUCCCUCCUCCACCCCCAUUUAGGAUUAUUUAGCCGCAGGAACCACAGUACCACAUGGCUAGAGAUUUGCUUCCCAACCAUUGUUUUCUCAACCAUUAUUUGAGAGAGUUUCUCAGGAGAGAAACUGCCAGCUUUGAUACGUCUUGUUCCUUCAAGUUGGGUUCCGUGUGUCUGUAACAGUCACUUUCCCUUGUUGAAGUUGCAUGCAUGAAGAAACAAGGUUCAGAUUCUCUUAAAGCAGCUGUGUGUACAACAUCAGAUGGUGCAGUUGUGGGGAUAGCUCUAUUUUAUGUGCAGAAUCUGAAUCUUAGAUGCCUCCCUGUGCCCUUGGGGAGAAGGGAUGGGCGCUAAGAGGAUGCCAUUAUUAGAGGGGGAUCUGAAUCAGGUAUUGGACAUGAAAGUGAACCCAGUCUUCCAUUGGGGGGGGAGGGGAGAGGGAAUGGUACCUGAUUUUUACCAUUUUUCUGUUUGUGUAUUCUCUCUCUCUCUGUUUCCAUGGUGGUAUCAAUCACCAGAGAUAAGAGUGACUUUUAAAGUCUUAAAAAUGUCUUCUAAACAAUGUGGCUUGAAGAAGGCAAAGCAACAAGGAGUUAUGAGAGCACCGUUUUCUCUGAGAGAAUGAAACAUGGCCUCUGGGGGAAAUGAGUUGUAUAUGAAUUAAGAGCAGAUCACAUAGGCACUCUGUGUUAGCUGAGGUGAUUUCUGUUCAAUUUGACUUUAGGGUUUUACUAUUUUGACUCUCAGAUUAAUGAAGUCAUUGGCCCUAUAAGGUCAACAUCCCAAUUCCACGCCUGAUAAUAAUAAAUGAUCCCAAAUAAUGUUGCAUAAGUCCAGGCCAUGGUCGCUGUAUACUUUCAGAAGGCUUAUUAUGGGAAGAGGGGUAGCUCCUCAGACAGUGCAAAAUGUAAAGAAGUUGGGCCGGGCCAGAUCUAGUAAUGAGCUAUUACUACAGCUUCUCUUGCAUUUUGUGUGUUGAAGAGUUAACAGUGUAACAGGAAUGCAAAGGCCUUUGUGAAACUGCAAAUGACUUGGUGCUAUGGAGUUGGGCCUAGUUACAUCACAAAGCACCUUCCUCAGUUAUAAUUUGAAUGAGGCAUAGCAAUACGGCUUUCUCCACAUUUCUUAUUAGGAGUGCCUUCCCUUUUCAUUUCACUGAAACUGGCCUGCAUCUUUUCCCCAAAAUUGAUGUUGCGUCUUAAGCUGCCUAAAAACAAUAUAUUUUUUAAAAAAAUGCUGGAGAAGGUAAAUCAGCUCUUGCAUUGAACGAGGGUGGCGUCAUCCUCAUCUUAGCACACAUCUCCUAGUAUUAAGAUGCUGGUCGGGCGACAGCCUUGCAGUGCGUAGCUAUAUGGGGAACUUGCUGAAACUCUUCAGAGCAUAUCUCAGUGAGGGCCAGUUUGUACGAGAGAGAGAGAAUGUAAAGCAUGGGCAUCCACAGUUUUAAAAACCGAGGGCAAAUCUUGGUGUGAUGGGUCACCACAGAAUGCUUAACCUGGGAAGUGCUGCCUGGAAGCAAAGAGAGAGCCUAGUUGCUUGUAGCUGUAUCUCCUUUCUGGCCAUCAUCCCGACGUUCAAAAGUGUACAGCUUUCCUUUGGAAGAACGCACAGCAGAAACUCCUGUGCCUUGUCUAAGCACUGCCCAAAGCACCGCCUGCCAUGUGGGGAGACGGUACUUUGCCAAGAGAUAAGUGUUCCUUAAAGAAACAAGCAAAAUGAAACUUAAUUGAGUGUUUUGGUUUCAUUUUUAAACUCAAAACCCCUUCGCCUUGCGAGUUGAUUCCUGAAUUCCAUUGCAAGUUUGAGGUAGACCUGUGAAAACCCCUUCUCAGUAGGUCUUCUGUUCCAAUGCUGGUGUAAAGAGGACUUCAGUGCUAGGCGCAAGGAGCUGCUAAUAUCUCGGGGGGUGGGGGUGGGGAGAAAUAACCACCAGUGACCAUCUUAAUUGCAAAUAAGGCACCAUUCCAUCCCCACAACCCUUGUUUUCCUUCCAGAUAAAUUCACUUCCAUUCAUCCAAACAUCGGGAGGAAUUUAAAGAGGGAAACUGCCAUCUCUUGCUGCGUGACCUAUCAAACAAGACUAAGAAAAACUUUUGUUUAGUUACGUUCUAAAGAUUACAUUGCUUCAAAGGUCAUUUUUCUAUUUUAAAAACUUGCAAAAAAAGAAGAAGUGGUGUUAUGCGCUUGCAUAAAUAUUUGUGGGAGGGGAUACUGAUAAUUUUUUUGCUGUUGUUUCUUUGAUAUUUUUCCUUACCUCAAACAUGUUUUGGAAGAAGAAAACGUGGCCCUCACAAAGUCACUCCCAGAGAUCUGUAAUUGACCGGUGUGGUGAGGGGGUCUGGCCUACAUUUUAGUCCACUGUUUUUCUUUUUGUGUGUCUAGCUUCCUCGGGAGGGAGGGUGCAGGUGGGGAAAUAAUUAUAUAAAUAUUAUGCAAAAAAUAUAUAGUUUUCUUUAGAUCAGAAACAGAUAUUUUUAAGUCAGCCAUAUGUAUUUUGUUUAAAGGAAACAGAACUGCUGAGUUAUGUCACUGCAGUGGAAUGUAGUCACAUGGCUGGCGGUUGGAAUUUAGUGAUGGGCCAGACUCCAGUCGGCUUCCUUUUCUCUGAACAGCCAUCUUUGUACUUAAAAAAAAGAAAUCAGUUGUGUUAUACAGAAAUGUUUUUUAUAUAAAUUAUGUUGAUAUGGCUGGUUGCUUAAAGUAUAAGUGUUUAUUGUGCAUAACAUUCUUAAUGUAAAAUAGGUUGGGUUUUAGUUUUUUUCUUUCCUAUUUUAGUUUCAUUGAUAUAACUGGCAGCAGUUGGCUGGCUUAAGUUAUUCAGGAACUAUUAAAAAAACCAACACAUGUGGCCGAGAAAGAGUGCUGAAGAUAUGAGGCACGAGCCCCAAUCCACAGUCAUGUAGGAAUACACACACACACACACAUAUACCCCAAAAUGAAUGGCCAGCAUUUUGGGUUUCCACGGCAUGGAUCACCUGUUUUGGGGAUGGAGGGGCAAGGGAGACCUCAGUUAAGUCACCACUACCACCACCUCCCCAAACAGGUGAACAGCACUGCCAAAGGUUGACUGCACCAGCCACGUCUUAGCGGAAAGAUAAGUAAAACCAGUUCAACAAAGAUCAGCACCUGGUGCAGGGCUGCUGUUGUUUUAAGUCCACAAGGCAUCCUUUUAUGUGCAUUUAGAUAGCAUCCAUGUAAGGCAAUCCACGCACCGAAGCCUAGUUCUGUGUAUGAUCUGCCUUUCGGGGAUGGGGAUAGAUUGCAAUUUCUCUGAAACAUACCAUGAAGGGCGGGAAGAUAUUUGCUGCCAAUCGAGUGAUCCUUGGGGGGUGGGGAUAAUUCAAGGUUGUGCCAUGCCAGACAGGAAAUGAGGUAAUAUCCUGUGAUGUGUGUUACUUUGCCUUGGAAUGCUGUGUUGUUGUUGUUUUAUAAGAGAGAAAAAAGAAACCCUGGACAUAAUUUUGCAUCCAGUUCUUAAUCGUAGGAAUUUAUUCUCUUUUUGUUAAAUAAAUUGGCAGAUUGGUACCAAAGACAUUACAUCACUUCCUGUGUGCAAUGAAGACUAUCCAUUUUUAGGAGUUAGAAUUAUGUAAUUGGUUAUUUUUAUUGAGUCGCACAGGGAUCUGACUUAAUUUUUUUCAAAAGUUUUGUGCAAUAAGUUUUAAGAUAAUAUUAUUUUAAAACACAAAAAGACAACUACAGAAGGAAAACAAAUCUAAUUGUAAUUUUAGCCAUGGGCAGUCAUGAGCAGACAUCAGUCUUGCUUAAGGGCAAAUUUUGAAUCACUACUAGAAUUCUCUGCCUGUGUUUUCACUUGCCUCUUCUCUUCGAAAUCAACUCAAGGCUCUAUCGUGAUGGAGCUGAAGUCCACUGAAGACUCCUAAUGCCUUUAAUUUUAAAUGGCCCACAUCCCAAGAUCCCCUUCAUCCACCCAGACGAUCUGUGUCCACUUUACAGCAUCUCCCCCUCUCCAUCCCGGUCUACUCUUCCUUUUGGCUGCAAGCCUUUUGGGUGCAAGCCUUUUGGGUGCAAGCCUUUUGGGUGCAAGCCUGAUCGCAGCCACAGUUUUAAAGAGGAGCAGGGAGGUCUUGGAAGCCUAAUGCCAACCAUCAUCUUCUCUUCACACCUGCUCGAGAGGUCACCGGUCAAGGUUAACUCUGGACAAGGGCUCUUCUUCCUCAGCAGAGCACCUUGAUGAGAGAAGGACAAGCUGCCUGCACCACUGAGGAGAGAAUAUGGCUAUGACGAGAACUCUCUCUCUUUGUCUUGUCCACUCUGCCUUUAGAACACCUUCAAUCGUAUAUUGGAAGCAGUGUAGCUUCCAUGUCGGUCCUUCUCACACUCUCUGCGGUCAUGGUAAUAACCCUACUAACCAAAAGGGGCAAAAUCUGCUAAUUCAUGUGCCCUGUGAUGAACCCAUGGCUAAGACUACUUGUUUGUUUUUUUCUGCCCAUGAAUAAAUAUAUAUACAGUAUUGGAAUAGAUAUUUGUGUAUAUAUUUAUUUGAAUGAAAAGGCUUUUCUAAAGAAGCAUGCAGAUUAGAAUUUACGUUUUUUCCCCUUUUUUCCAGUAACUAGUAUAAUAAGCACUGGUAUUUUUGUAUAAAAAAAGAAAAAAAGACAAAACAAAAGACUGAAUAUUAUGUGGUAUGCAUGACAUAAACAAAUGGUGGUUUCAAAGCAAUAUGUACCCUGAUGUGUUUGCCAUAUUCUAGAGUCCAGCUUAAAGUGCACCUGAUCUGUAAUUGCAUUUUGAUAUUAUUUAAUCUCUAUGUACAAUGUUUUGCAUGUAUUUAUAUGGUUCGUGGGAAGAAUUUUUUGUUUAGUUUGGGGGGAGGGGUAAGGAGGGAGGGAUUGGAAUGAUUGACAAUGAGCUUCUUCCAGAACAUUUGAAACUCCAAGCAGAGGUAAUGCUGAUUGGAACCACGAUGGGGAAAUCAAGCCAAUUUUUUUUUUUUUAAGGUGCAACAGGCGGGGAAAGGGAUAAAAGUUUUGAACUAAUAAAGCAUUUUUUGCUGUUGAGCAAAAACAGUGCGUGAGUGCGUUGAGAGAAUAAACUGUGCCCACUUGUAACCGUGAUGUCUUCAAUAUAUGUCCCACCAGUUUUUGAAGUCACUGAUCAUCUACUGAAGCUGAGAUGAAGGAGAACCUGAAGGAAUGCAAAAGUUUGGCUUGGAACAAAAUUGUAGUGUGAAAACAGUUUUUUAAAAAUAUAUAUAACUAAAAUUGAUGUGACGUUUUCAAUAUCGUGUGCACAGCUGCACAAAACCUCUGCCACUUCUGUCACCUCUCUGCAAGGUCCAGAAAGAGCCAUCAAAUACUAGCCAAUGCAGCAUGCCAGCACAGAGAGAAAUCCAAAUAGUAAUUUGUUUCAACAGGCGAAAGGCAGCAUGCAGUGCUUUGCAAAUGGUGGAUUUUUAAUCACAAGCCCACAAAGGUGGAGAAGCAACAUGGAUAAUAAAUGUUCUUAACACAAGGCAGCAACUUCCUCCAGUUACAGCAGUUAAGAUCUGUAAACAAAUAAUAAAUCAAUGUUAUUUCUAGCAUUUCUGAUCCUUUCUAAGAAAGUACCACAGGAGCAAAAAUACAAUGCUCGAUUUCAGUAGGUUUGUUGAGUGUAAGAUGAAAAGAUCUGUUCAUAUAUUACACUUGUGAUUUGAGCGCUUUGAAAGCAUGUUCUUGAAUCAGGCAUUGAAUGAGCUAGAUACAUGCACUUAUCACACCCUAUGUUUCAUCAUAAAAAAACCGGCAAAAUCUGAUCAUUCUCCUUGAGCCACAAUACAUUUUCAUGAUGCACAUAUGGUGAAAUAAAUGUAUGUCCUUCAACUUCCAUGGGGUACCUGCUAAAAGUGGGGGGGGGGGGUCUAAAACAAUCUGCACCAUUCAGCAAAAUGAGAUGCAAAAUGUCUUCAGUCUAUGCAGGGUAUUGUGCUCCACCACAUUUCUUUAAUAGGAAGAAUAAAAAAUCUCUAUUACAGCAAACGUUUGCAACUUUAACAUCUUGCUUUUCUUCCCUCCUCUCUAUUCUAUACAUGACAGCUGAGUAGUAACUCCCAUUCUGCCAUUAAAUUUAUUGGGACUUGCUUCCAGCUAAGUGAUUAUGGGAUUGCAGCUGUACUCCCCUUCAGUGUAAGCAGGGUUACUUCAUAGUGCAGUGCAAUGGUUCAACAAUGCAGCUAAUCCUUAUAGGAUAGUAGCAAAAGAAGCCCCCACAUUUCCAAACCUAACUAGUGAGACAGGAUAUAAAUGUUUUAAGAAUCCAGUCUGUACCCUGCUCAUGCGGGAAGAGGGUUAAGCAGGAGUGAAUUCUGCAUCUAGGAGAAUUGUGCACCGAAAGGGCAAGAUUCAGUGGAUCAGGCAAGCUAGAAAACUUGUCCGUUUCACUUAAUUUGUACUUUAUGAUCAAACAUUUUUCAUCCCCAAAAAUAUUGUUGGAAGCAAAUCCCCCAGCUUAUUCCAAAACACAUUUCUUAAGUCAACAUUCUGUGUAGAUAACGGAGGGGGCUUUGAUCAAAAGCUCUCCAUUUGGAUAAGGAACAACUGCAAAAGGUUUAUUUUGUUUCUAACAGUGACCUAGAAGUGAAAGUUGAGCAGGUGUUUCUCCUUCUCCGCCUUACCGCGACAAGAGGCAGCACCUGCUCAAAUUCAGUUUCUUGAAUGAGGGAACUGAAGCCUUGCUCCUAUAUUAAGUCUGGGAAAUUAUAAUAACCCUGCUACUUUCCAAUUCGUUGGUGGUUCCUGCUUACCAAACACCAUUCUUGAAGUUUCUCAGCAGUGUGAUUUAAAUGAGACUCUGGAUUUGUGAGAAAAGCCCUUGCCUAUGCAGGGCUUCGCAUAGCUUGUUGGCCUAUUGAAAGCAGUUCUCUGCUAGGGUGGUCAAUUGUGGAAACAAGGCCAGUCUCCUGCACCUUUUAGAGCAGGAAUGUCAUCAGGUGCUGUUUGCAUGAUAAGUUACACCUGAUGAGCUUAGCUCUUCAACACCACUAUUAAAGCUGAGGGAGCCUGGCUCUCUUUUUGGAUUCUCAGCCCAUGCAACAGAUUCAGCAAGGGUAGCAUUUACACAACACGGACUGCUGGCAUUCACAGGUAGGCUCAUGGUUUUAAAUGUGCUGAGCACCAUAGAAUCCUGCCCAGGGUUGUUUUGCUUUUGUGCACACAAAGUCUCAUUUAAAUGGAUCAUUUAGCCAAAGUCUCAUUUAGCCAAGAUAAUACUAAAACGAAUGGUCAAGUAAUGCUAAUGGAGAAGUUUGCUGUUUUGGAGAGUAGGGAAAUGUGUUAGUGUAAUCUCAGGCUGGGGAGAGAAGCAAGCAGGCCUGUGAAUCUCCAAAGGGCCAUGAUUUUCUUUGUAUGUAAUUGUUUGUAAUAAUAUCCCUUUGUGAUUAAAAACCUGAGCCAAAUAAGUACUUGGCAGAGAGCAGGAUGAUUGCAGGGUCACAGCAAGGUCAUCGUUGCUUCCCAAAUUGCAAGUGAGAUACAGAUGUUAUAGCUGAGCAGUUUCCUAUUAUGGUUGUUUUUCCUAUGCUGCCAUACAAUGAUGCCAAAUUACUUGUGGUUGUUGGACUUUCCUUUAAAAGAGCAGAUCAAUUAUUUACCUGGUCAUUGUCUGAAUUCUGUGGCCUGUGUGGUUCUUGUUAGCAUGUGACCUGUGCUCCUUUUGUGCCAUAACCUGGUAGAUGUGAAAGCUGCCAUUUUUGUGCCUUUCAACCAGCCCACCACUGCCCACGCUCCCUGUUCCAUCAUCUGCCGAUGAUUUGCAGCUGCUGUUUCUUGACAAAUGAGUGAUAGAGGAACUUUUGGAGAUUUCAGGUUACAGCCACUCCCAAGUAAUUCUUCAUUGGCAAUCCUGGGACCAAGAUCUAUUAGAGACCAAAAAGGAAGCCCUGUUCGGGCAUUCAGUUUAUUAUGCACAUGAGUCUUAAUUCUGCCUCUCCGUCAUGUCACUGUUUCCAUGCAUGCUGCUUUCCAUGAGCCGAAGAGCAAACACAUGCAGCGGGGAGCCUCCUGUGUUUGUGAAGUUUCUGCAUGGGAUUUAGGACCCUGAACAAUCAUGCACACAGGGUGGUCUUCACUGCAGAAAUUCACUUUCCAACCUUUUCAGCAUUCUUGGGAAUGGUGACAUGACUGCAGGAGCAGGGUUGGCCAGCAGGUCCCUGCCUUUUCCACACAAGAUGAGACUAAACAAGGCUGCAGUAAAGGCCACAGCAUCAAUAGUUGGGUAUAUGCUACGGGCUUCAUCAAACAUUAGAAAGUAUAGUGCAAGUUACAGAUACAUGUGUCCCUGCUAGUGUUGCAACAUAGGUAUGCAUUAUAGAUAUAACAGCUAGAGGACUCGAUGGCUCGUGUUUUCUCAAACUGCCAAACGAUGACAGCCUGAAAUUAGAUGAAAAUUUCAGAUGGACAAAGCCAUCAAGCUGGAAUUCUUGGCAGACUAUCCAUCUUAAUGGGGUCAGCCCCGAAGUUCCUUUUGGCGGUUACACAGCAGCCUGCAUAGGGGACUUUGGAUUCUUUCUAGAAGCUCAAAUAUUACAGGUUUUGAUGGGAUAAAUCUCAUGUUAGUUCAAGUACACAGGUUUGUGAGGAAUAGCCAUAAGAGAACCAGAAGAGUGAGAGUGAAUAUAAGAGUCCCCAGUCUGAGCAGAAAAGUAGCUGGGCUUUUUUGGGGGGGGGGGUCCAGAUCAGUUUCAAAGUAAACCUCUGGCACCUAUGAGCAGGCAGGAGUACAUCCAGCUCAAUGUUUCACAGUGAAUCCCCAGUGCAAGUUGCAGUUGCUGCCUUUUGUGUCGCCAGUUUGCGUGAAGUCAAUGUUGCUUCCCUUGGCCUUAAAUCCUAUCAUUCAUUUUGGCCACAAUACUUUUUUGUCUGAGCAGGUGUGUCCUUUCAAAAAACAGUCCAAAAUCUUUAGGGAGGCUAGUUUGUUGGCUGUUUUUGGGCCUUGCCCACUUUCUGAACAAGUCUGUUGGCUUCAUGAUUUCUAGAAAACUGGAUUGGGAUUGUUUACUCAGGCUAUUUGCUGCUUGUAAACAGAGAAAUUGGACCCAGCAGAUCACUGCCUCAAUCUAUUGGCAAAAAGAAAAAGGAGAAAUACAGUAAAACAAUUAAAAAGCGUAAACCAAGCAAAGCCUCAAUAGAUAUCAGUGCCGAAUAUUUACUGCCUCUUGUCUUCUGUGUCUGUCGCCGUCAUGUGGUCCUCCACAGUCCGUCGCUGACAAAUCCAGCCUGUGAGUGUGAGGCCAUCCGUUGUCCAUGGGCAAGCAUUUUUUAAAAAUUAAUUGUAAAUAAAAAGAAUAAAAAAUGUG